CUAAAAAGAGGGUUCAGAAUGUUGAAGAAACAGAAACUUAGGGUUUAUGUGGUGGAUGAAUGAUUUAGCAGCGAAUUGAAGGGUGUGGUGGAAGAUGGAGUUUUGUCCAACAUGUGGGAAUCUGUUGCGAUACGAGGGAGGUGGCAAUUCGAGAUUCUUCUGUUCCACAUGUCCAUACGUCGCCUACAUCCAAAGACAGGUGGAGAUAAAGAAGAAGCAACUUCUGGUUAAGAAAUCUAUAGAAGCUGUUGUGACUAAAGAUGAUAUACCCACAGCUGCUGAAACUGAAGCCCCAUGUCCAAGGUGUGGCCACGACAAGGCAUACUUCAAAUCAAUGCAGAUUCGUUCAGCAGAUGAGCCAGAAUCAAGAUUUUAUAGAUGCUUGAAGUGCGAGUUCACUUGGCGUGAGGAAUGAACUGACUGAUGAUCAUCUUCUCCGUCUCUUUGCCUCUGCCAAUUUUGAAAGUAGGAGAUAGGGAAUUUCGACGCAGCACCUGAUUGAUUCUCCAGAGAUCAAAACUAAGUCCACACUAAGGACCAUAUGGUCCAAUCAGUUCCAGAUACUUGGAGCAUUGCCUUGUGUUGUGAGCAUAAAACGGCAAAACCCAUGAGCAUUGCCUUGUGUUGUGAGCAUAAAACGGCAAAACCCAUGAAAGAAGGUUGAUAGCAUUAGAGAAAACAGAGCAUUGCAGCUCACACCGUCCACCCAUGAACUGAUGAUACUUUCACUAUUUUUUCCGGAUUGAUUGCAUCUUAGAAUCAUAGUCCUGUUUCCAUUGGCCUUAAUUAGCUGUUUAAGUACUAAG
Molecule: messenger RNA, 806 nt
Organism: Arabidopsis thaliana (thale cress)
Lineage: Eukaryota; Viridiplantae; Streptophyta; Magnoliopsida; Brassicales; Brassicaceae
Product: DNA-directed RNA polymerase, subunit M, archaeal
Exons: 4
Coding region: 95-415 (106 amino acids)
Biological process (GO): regulation of DNA-templated transcription; DNA-templated transcription
Cellular component (GO): nucleus; DNA-directed RNA polymerase complex
Molecular function (GO): zinc ion binding; nucleic acid binding; DNA-directed RNA polymerase activity
Source: RefSeq, marked reviewed